Myotis brandtii (Brandt's bat) is the source of this 2562-nucleotide messenger RNA. RefSeq names its product pantothenate kinase 3 (gene PANK3). Gene Ontology annotation, cellular component: nucleus; cytosol. The record is from RefSeq and is a predicted model, not a curated record. The coding region runs from base 363 to 1475 and encodes 370 amino acids. Gene Ontology annotation, biological process: coenzyme A biosynthetic process. The transcript is spliced from 7 exons. Gene Ontology annotation, molecular function: pantothenate kinase activity; ATP binding. Lineage: Eukaryota; Metazoa; Chordata; Mammalia; Chiroptera; Vespertilionidae.
AGCCUGGGCGGGCUAUUUCUCAGAGCAGCGGUGGCAGCUGGGGGACCGGGGCCUUUUGUUUGGAGCAGCUGCAGGGGGUGGGCCCCCGGAGCGGCGAGACCGGCGGCCUUCCCCAGCUCGCUCGGUCCUGGCCGCCCCUCUCAGGGGUUGGGGGGCCACCCCCUGGGCCGGCCUCGCCUCAAACGCCUCCGUCCCGCCCUCGGCCCGCCCGCCGGCCCCGCCCGGCCAGCUAAAGGGGAAGAACUGGCUGGGCCUCCUCGCAGGGCCUAGCCACCUCCGGAGUCGCUGCCACCACCACCACCACCACCACCACACUCCGUGCACCGAACCCCAGGCUGCCCCUCGCCCCUCAGGCCGUCGCCAUGAAGAUCAAGGAUGCCAAGAAACCCUCUUUCCCAUGGUUUGGCAUGGACAUUGGGGGAACUCUAGUAAAACUCUCAUAUUUUGAACCGAUUGAUAUCACAGCAGAGGAAGAACAAGAAGAAGUUGAGAGCUUGAAAAGUAUCCGGAAAUAUUUGACUUCUAAUGUAGCAUAUGGAUCCACAGGUAUUCGGGAUGUACACCUUGAACUGAAGGAUUUAACACUUUUUGGCCGAAGAGGGAACCUGCACUUUAUCAGAUUUCCAACCCAGGACCUGCCUACUUUUAUCCAAAUGGGAAGAGAUAAAAACUUCUCCACAUUACACACGGUGCUAUGUGCUACAGGAGGUGGUGCUUACAAGUUUGAAAAAGAUUUUCGCACAAUUGGAAACCUCCACCUGCACAAACUGGAUGAACUUGACUGUCUUGUAAAGGGCUUGCUGUAUAUAGAUUCUGUCAGUUUCAAUGGACAAGCAGAGUGCUAUUAUUUUGCUAAUGCCUCAGAACCUGAGAGAUGCCAAAAGAUGCCUUUUAACCUGGACGACCCCUAUCCACUGCUGGUAGUGAACAUUGGCUCGGGAGUCAGUAUUCUAGCAGUCCAUUCCAAAGACAACUACAAACGAGUAACUGGGACAAGCCUUGGAGGAGGUACCUUUCUGGGCUUAUGCAGUUUAUUGACUGGCUGUGAAAGUUUUGAAGAGGCUCUUGAAAUGGCAUCCAAAGGGGACAGCACCCAAGCUGACAAGCUGGUCCGUGAUAUUUAUGGAGGAGAUUAUGAAAGAUUUGGUCUGCCAGGUUGGGCAGUAGCAUCUAGUUUUGGCAACAUGAUUUAUAAGGAGAAGCGAGAAUCUGUUAGUAAAGAAGAUCUAGCAAGAGCUACUUUAGUUACUAUCACCAAUAACAUUGGUUCUGUGGCACGAAUGUGUGCUGAUAACGAGAAAAUAAACAGAGUUGUCUUUGUUGGAAACUUUUUACGAGUCAAUACUCUCUCGAUGAAACUUUUGGCAUAUGCACUGGAUUACUGGUCAAAAGGACAACUGAAAGCAUUGUUUCUAGAGCAUGAGGGAUACUUUGGAGCAGUUGGUGCACUUCUUGGGCUGCCAAAUUUCAGCUAAAAGCAUCAGGUUUAUCUCUGAUAAUAAAUGUCAUCCAAGAGGAACAGAAAACCACAGGCAUAAUUGCUGCAUUAUUUGUCACUGGAAACGAAGGAUAAAAGAGUAGCACUAUUCCUGUUGCUUUUUAAAUGUCAAAAUGGUAAGCUGCUAAAUGUUGCCAUAGUAACAGCAAGAACUCGGUAGCAGGUGAAGUAUUUCUAAUUGAAAUGCUUUCCCUUUUGUAUAUAGCCAGUGUUAAAUCCUUAAAUGCAGUACAGCCUCUGAUUAUUGAGCUUUCUCUCAAAAAGAUUUUCUAUUUAUUUUAUGUAGCCAACAUUGCAGUACUGUAUGCUCAAACAAAUCUUAAAAGGCUCAGAAAUGUUUAUCUCAUAAAAAUAAUUAAUUCUGAAUAUUUGUUACAAGUCUAUUCUAUGUUUUGGGUAUUAGUAAGCAGACCGUAACAUACCCUGUAUCAAAAUUAAUUGAAAUGGCAAUCAAAGAUGAUAAUUUUUAUGUGAUUUUAGAAAUGUCAAGGCAAUACUAAUUAUUCAUUGUUGUUUUCCUAACAUAUCCCCCCCCAAAAAGCAUGUUUAUGUCAUCUUUGCCCAGAAGUAUAACCUUUUUAAAAGAAGUACCUUUUUCAAAUGCCAUAAUUUAAUUGAAAUAUUAGCCUGAAUUUUAAAUGAAUCUAGAAAAUGCACAUAUUUGGUGACAUUGCACUUUCUAGAUUUCAUUGUUAAUCAGUACAUUUACAGUGGUUAAUAUUUUGUAAUUGGAAGCUUAAUUAUUUAUUUGGAAGUCCUAUGAUGAGGUCCCAAAGACUCUUCUAAUGAAGUAUGGUUUGCAUGCAUUGGAGAGUUCUUUCUGUGCCACAUUUAUCUCAGGGCCAGACUCAGUCCUUUCUGUCUAAUUAGGUCUGAACCAUCAAAGCUAAAGACUUAAUUCUAUUAUGAACAGCAACAAAAUCACAUUUAUUCUAAAUUGAUGUUAUAGAAGUCAGAGUUCUUUUGAAACUGGAAUUCAGAGGCCGUACUGCAGAAUUAUAAAAGGAUCAGUGUUUUGUACAUCCUGGUAAUAAAAGAAUUAUAACUCCUAAAUUUACUGUAAA